UUUCUUCUCCUUCCUCUCAUGACUCCCACAGCACCACAGCCAACGGCGUCGGGCGGCGGCAGUGGGGCCAUGGCGCAGCCGGAGAAGAAGGCGGAGAAGGAAGGGACCAACCUGCUGGGCCGGCCGAAGUUCUCGGAGCUCCCGAACGGCCGGUUCAAAUGCGUCGAGACGGGUCACGAGCUGAUCGGCAAGGACAGGGACUCAUACUCCCAGAGCAAACGGUGCCGUCUCGGUCUCAUUGACUACGCCCUCUCCCACAAGAAGCCUCCCCUCAACAUGUUUACGCAAGACCCAGAUUGCCGAUCAAAGUUGAUAUGCAAGUUGACAGGGGGUAAAGUUAACAAGUCCGAGGAACACAUAUGGAAACAUAUCAACGGCAAACGGUUCCUCAACAAACUUGAGAAGGAAGAAGAAGAAAAGCUGGGGCAGAUGGAUUCUGAGGACGACAUGGGCCAAGAGAUUCCUGAACGAGUAGCCAAUGGGAAGACAGACGAGAAGAAAACGAAGGACAAGAAGAAGAAGAAGAAGAAGAAGAAGAAGAAGGAUAAGCAGAAGGGAAAGGAAAAGGAGAAGAUGGACGAUGAAAGUGAUCCUGUGUCAAGGGAAAAUGGUGACUCCGAGGAAGUGGACUUUUGGAUGCCCCCUGCUGGAGACCGGUGGGACUUCGAUGAUGGAGGAGAUAGGUGGGGGUCCGAUGCAGAGUCAGGGCCAGAAACAGCAGAAGAAGAAACAGUAUUUGCAGGAUUGGACGGUCCCCUUGAAGAUGAUUGCCCAGAGCCUGAAGAGACUUCUAUUCGGAAGAAACGAGCUUCUACUGAUUCUGGAGCUGGCAGUAUCGUCUUGAAGAAGAGGAAGAAAAAGAAAAGUAAGAACUCCAGCUAGUCAUACAGAGGCUAAGUUUAUUAGGAUCGUUUGACCAAGUUGCUUUGCCGUACUAAUCGGAGGAGGAAAGAGGAUUUGUUUCGACUUCGAGAUUUUUGUAUGUUUACUGUUUUGCACCUACAGAUCAUAAAAAAGUUGCAGUUUUCGAGUACUUAAACUUGGUUUCUUCUGAGA
This is a messenger RNA of Punica granatum (pomegranate), 1056 nucleotides long. The record is from RefSeq and is a predicted model, not a curated record. NCBI's taxonomy places the organism in Eukaryota, Viridiplantae, Streptophyta, Magnoliopsida, Myrtales, Lythraceae.